AUGUGUGUAAUAAGUACUAGGUCGCGCUGCGAGCUCUGCGGCGCGGGGGCGGACGUGCACUGCCGGGCCGACGCGGCGUUCCUCUGCGCGCCGUGCGACGCCGAGGUGCACGGCGCCAACGCCCUCGCGUCCCGCCACCGCCGCACGCGCGUCUCGCAGUCCAGGGGCGUCGUCCGCGUGCGCUGCGAGGCGGCGCUCGAGGGCUGGGCCAGGCAGAUGGGCCUCGAGGAGGGGGCGGCGCACCGGUGUGCCGAGGCGGCCGCGCGCGUGAUCCGGACCGAGGUCGCCCUGGCAGCGCCGCGCAUGCCUCUGCUCGUCGCGAUGGCGGCCGCGCUGUGGUGGGAGGUUGCGGCUCACGGCGUCCGCGAGCCUGGCGACACGCUCCAGCGCUUGGAGGCCUGUGCGAACGUGCCCGCAAGGCUGCUUGUGGCGGUGGCGGCGGCGAUCGGGCGCGCGCGCGCCAAGAAGAGGACGGCCGCGGUGAACGCCUAG
Molecule: messenger RNA, 492 nt
Organism: Triticum aestivum (bread wheat)
Lineage: Eukaryota; Viridiplantae; Streptophyta; Magnoliopsida; Poales; Poaceae
Exons: 2
Coding region: 1-492 (163 amino acids)
Molecular function (GO): zinc ion binding
Source: RefSeq, a predicted model, not a curated record